AUCAUCAUAAGUUAAAAAAAGAGGUAGUAAGAUAGUCGUAAAAUACGUAGCGAUGACCUACGUAAAUUAGUUAAAUUUGACAACCAUUCUCACAUACUGAGGCGAACACACAAUAUAGGAUAAUAUUGCUAUAUUAUGCUUACAAUAAAAUAACGAAGUUCAAUAUUAAAUCAUUUCAAUCAUGAUGUAAUAUUUAUUAAAAAACUUCUAUUUAUGAAUUAUAUAUACAUUUAGCUUCAAUAUAAGGAAAUGAUAAAUUAUUAAUGACUUCAGCCGAACACUUUAUUAGUUUAAUUACUGUGGCAAGUGCUAAGAAAUUAGCCACUGCACUUGUCUUGUGUUUUAUUUUAUAUCAUGGAUUAAUGCACAUUAUAUAUGGUAGUGACUCUUGUAAAUGGUUAUUAACAGAAGGAAGAUAUAAAGGAGAUAAAGAAUGGCAGCCUUAUGGUUGUAUGAUGCAUUAUUAUACACAAACAGACAGUCGCAGAUGUUUGAGAUAUCUAGCUUUCAUGGGCCACCAUAAUCACUUUGUAUUUAUUGGAGACGUUAGAAUCAGACAAUUAUAUAAGUCUUUUAUAUCACAAUUUAUAGUUGAUGGGAAAGCAUCUGAUUUAACAGAAUUACCAGAGAAUUCUGAUUUAAAUUUCAAUGAUGCACAACUUAGAUUAAAUGUACAAUUUUUGUGGAGACCUCAAUUGGAUAAUAUUAUGAUAGAAGAUCUUAGAAGUUGGAUGAAAACUGAUGCACCUAGUUUAAUUAUUUCAGGCUGUGGAGCAAUGACAAUUCUUGCUAAUAAUAAUAGUGACACUCAAUUGUACUCUGAAUAUAGUAUGGGAUUAGUGAGACUUGUACAACCAGUAGACUUUUUAGCAAAAAAAAAUACAAAAUAUUUAUGGAUGUUGCAAGAUCCUGUAAUAAAAGAAAGACUGCCAGCUCAAUUAUCAGGCAUAGAUAAUAGACAGAUCAAUUUAUGUAAUAAAGCAGCAAUAAAGAUACUAUCUCAUAGUGAGGUUCAUAUAUGGGAAAGUAGUAAACUUGUUGGUGCAGGUGUAUUGGAACAAAGUCCAGAUGGAUAUUUAGCUAGUCCUCUGUCUUUGCGACAUAAGAUUCAAAUAUUGUUAAAUACUUACUGUAAUGAUCAUAUGAAUUUUGAUGAUGGAAGUUGUUGCAGUUAUCCAGAACCAGCAACAAUAUUGCAAUUAUUAAGUUUGUCAAUACUUGCUUUAUGCAUAAUAAUUGGUGGUGGAAUGUGGUUAUAUAGAAAGUUUUGUUAUUAUCGAACUGAAAUUUCUUACUUACGUGUUGACAUGGAAAAUACUGAAGAAGCAAAUAAUUCUGAAACUAUACAAAUUGAACAACCCGAAGUACAAGAUUUUUAUACUUUGAUGACAUCUCUGGCUCUCUUGUCAAUUAUUUUAUCUUAUUUUUAUUUAUGUGAUAGAUUUUUAUUUAUAUUUAGGACAAAUUUCUUCAUGAAAGAAAAUAAAUACUAUAGUGAAUUUAGUUUUUGGUUGCCAUUAGGAUAUAUAUUAGCUCUUGGUUUAUUUUUUACUGAAGAUAGAGAAAGAGGGCCAAGAACUUUGAAUCGAGAACAAACAGAUGAAUGGAAAGGAUUAAUGCAAGCUGUAGUAUUAAUUUAUCAUGUUACUGGAGCUAAAAAUGUCUUACCUAUUUAUAUGUAUUUAAGAUUAAUUAAUUCUGCUUAUUUAUUUCUUUCUGGAUAUGGACAUUUUUGUUACUUUUGGCAAACGGGUGAUGUUUCUUUAAUAAGAUUUGCACGAGUAAUGUUUAGAUUAAAUUUUCUAACUGUGUCUUUAUGCCUUUGUAUGAACAGACCAUAUCAGUUUUAUCACUUUGUUCCCUUAGUCUCCUUCUGGUUUUUAGUAAUUUAUUUCUUAGCAUGGUUACCACCAAGAAUAUAUUCUGGUAGUUUAAACGAAUAUGGACCAAGAGCUUUACUUUAUCUUGCAUUAAAACUUUUAGGUCUUGUAUCAAUGAUUACAAUAUUAUAUAUGUCAGAGGUGUUUUUUGAAAAAGUAUUUGUAACAAGACCUUGGAAAGCAUUAUUUGUUACAACUGAUGAUGAUAUACGUGAAUGGUGGUCACGGUGGAGAGUGGAUAGAUAUAGUGUAACUUGGGGAGUAACUUUUGGGGCAGGUCUUGUAGCUUUGCAAAGAAUAGAUCACAUUCCAGGAACUGCAUUAUCUUCUCUAUUAGCAUUAAUUUCUUUAACUGCUUAUACUACUUUUACAAUAUUAUGUCAUUCAGUAUCUGAAUGUGAGGAAAUUCACUCAUAUGUUGCAUUUAUUCCAAUUAUAGGUUACAUUGCACUUAGAAAUGCUUCAUUAGCAUUACGUGGUAAACAUUCAGCUCUUUUGACUGGUUUAGGUCGCAUCAGCUUAGAAACUCUAGUCGCACAAGGUCACAUUUGGUUGGCAGCAGAUUCGCAUGGUGUAUUAGUUUUAUUACCAAGAUUUCCAGUAUUAAAUCUUUUAGUUACAUCAUUCAUCUUUAUAUGUGCAAGUCACGAAAUACAUAGAUUAACUCAAGUAUUAGCACCUUAUGCAGUACCAAAUGAUUGGAGACUAGUGGCUCGCAACUUAUUAUUAUUUAUUGCAGUUCUUGUACCAAUUGGCAUUCAUGAUGGAAUGUUUUGAAAUAUAUGUUUUUAUAAUUAGUCAAAUUCUAUAUAUAAAAAAACGCUUCAUGUAUAUAUUACAAACAUAUUUCCAAUAUUGCUGGUAAUUUUUUCAAGCAUUAAAAAUUUAUAUCUAUGAAG
Apis mellifera (honey bee) is the source of this 2779-nucleotide messenger RNA. Its product is annotated as N-acetylneuraminate 9-O-acetyltransferase. Bases 264 to 2657 code for a protein of 797 amino acids. Lineage: Eukaryota; Metazoa; Arthropoda; Insecta; Hymenoptera; Apidae. The record is from RefSeq and is a predicted model, not a curated record. The transcript has 14 exons.